Messenger RNA from Panicum virgatum (switchgrass), 1304 nucleotides. RefSeq names its product non-specific lipid transfer protein GPI-anchored 14-like. The transcript is spliced from 3 exons. Bases 247 to 852 code for a protein of 201 amino acids. Lineage: Eukaryota; Viridiplantae; Streptophyta; Magnoliopsida; Poales; Poaceae. The record is from RefSeq and is a predicted model, not a curated record.
AUCACGCCCCCACUAGCGAACAACCGGCCGGUGAACGAACCCGCCGAGCUUGCUAGCUCGCUGAUCUCGCUGACCUCGCCGGCCGCGGCCGCGAUGCCUAUAUAUCCUGCCCCAAGCACACGCCCAUGCCGUAUCGCCCACUUCCUCUCUCAGCUCCUCUGCUAGCUCUCUCACGCACAAGCACACACAACUGCAACUUCAGGUCGACGCGCGCCGAUCGAUCGUACGUGUCAGCAGCGAGCCAUCAUGGCCUUGGCACGCGGCGGCAGGGGGUCGUCAUCCCGGGCGGCGGCGGCGGCGCUGGCGGCGGCGCUUGCCGCGGCGGUGCUGGCGGGCGUGGCGAGCGGGGACUUCGCGGCGGACCGAGCGGAGUGCGCGAACCAGCUGAUGGGCCUGGCGACGUGCCUGACGUUCGUGCAGGACAAGGCGACGGCGGUGGCGCCGACGCGCGACUGCUGCGCGGGGCUCAAGCAGGUGGUGGCCGCCAGCAAGAAGUGCAUGUGCGUGCUGGUCAAGGACCGCGACGAGCCGGCGUUGGGCUUCAAGAUCAACGUCACCCGCGCCAUGGACCUGCCCUCCCUCUGCAACUACCCCGCGACCUUCUCCGACUGCCCAAAGAUUCUUGGGAUGUCGCCGGACGCCCCCGAGGCGGAGAUCUUCAAGGAGUACGCGAGGAAGCACGAGUCCCAGAACGGCACCGCCACCAUACCCGCCGCUGCAACCGGUGCCGCGGGCGGGAAGAGCGCCACGAGCUCGUCGCCGGCGGGCGGGGCCGGCGCCGGGAGCAAGCCGGGCGCGGUCGUCGUCUACCUCGCGUCGGCGCUGGUCGCAUUCGUCUCCGUCCUCGCGUGAUGGGCGCCGGGCGCGACGACGCAGUUGAUCGGCAUUCAUAGCAGGCAGGGGAGAUACACUAUUAUACUACGGAUGAUCGGAGGAGAAGGAAGCCGGAGAGGGAUAAAGCGACGAGCAGCAAAAGACACGCGUACUCUUUUUUUUCUUUUCUUUUUAGCUUUUGUGAUGAGGCGUCGGGAUGUGCUGCUGACUGUGCCCUAGCGACGCAGCUUUGUAUUCCCCGCUGUUGGGCUGUGCUGCCUUCCAGCCUGGGAUUUAAAUGUGGUGGGCGGAGAUUGUCGAGCUGUCUGUCUGAAUCUGAUCGAUUUGCCUUACUGCAAGUUUGGUUUGCAAAUUUUAGUUCAUCUUCUUGUUUGAAACAGUUUUCAUGUCAUCUUCUGUAAGCAACAUUUGGGGCACAUGUAAUAGAAAUUAUACCUGGAUUGUUUAUGCUAAAGAAACUCCAUCUGUUU